Messenger RNA from Petromyzon marinus (sea lamprey), 4841 nucleotides. RefSeq names its product nuclear receptor subfamily 1 group D member 1-like. Gene Ontology annotation, biological process: hormone-mediated signaling pathway; cell differentiation; positive regulation of transcription by RNA polymerase II. Gene Ontology annotation, molecular function: nuclear receptor activity; RNA polymerase II cis-regulatory region sequence-specific DNA binding; zinc ion binding. The record is from RefSeq and is a predicted model, not a curated record. Lineage: Eukaryota; Metazoa; Chordata; Hyperoartia; Petromyzontiformes; Petromyzontidae.
CCGCCCUGGGAGCCGCCGCCGCCGCCACCGCCGCCGCUCUCUUCCCCGGCCACGGCGCCGGCCUCUCCCAGCUGCCACCCCCCCGGUGCCACCCACGGAAGGAAGGCCCCACCCGACAUCCAUCCUCGCCCAGCCGGCCCAACCACGACAGCAAGAAUACGCCCAAGCUCAGCACCAUGGUUCUCUACUGCAAAGUGUGCGGCGACAUCGCCUCGGGGCUGCACUACGGCGUGCACGCCUGCGAGGGCUGCAAGGGGUUCUUCCGCCGCAGCAUCCAACAGAGCGUGCAGUACAAGCGUUGCCUGCGCAGCGAAAGCUGCCCCAUCGCCCGCACGAGCCGCAACCGCUGCCAGUACUGCCGCUUCAAGAAGUGCCUGGAGGUCGGCAUGUCCAAGGACGCCGUGCGGUACGGCCGCACGCCCAAGCGGGAGAAGGAGCGGCUCCUCGCCGAGAUGCGCAGCCUGGGCCUCGUCUCCGAGGUGCCGCCGGCCGAGCCCGAUGUCCCCCCGGGUGGCGGCAGCCGCCCCGCGCCAUCGUCGCUCGCCACCGCCGGCCACCCGUUGCCCUCCCGUGGCCCCCCCGGGGGCCCCGCCAGCCCCGACCUGGGACGGCCGCCCGAGGGCCUGCGACCGUUCGCGAGCUUCUGCGAGAUGAGCACGGACUGCGAGAGCGACGGCCGCGCCAGCUGCCGCAGCUACGGGGAGUGGUCGGACCCGGGCUCGGGCGACAGUGCCUACGAUUCGCCGAGGGGCUGCGGCGGCGGCGGCGGCGGCGGUGGAGCGGCCUCCGCGGGGGACGAUGUCGGCGCGCUCUCCGGAUUCUGUCCGGUUCCGCACCUUCGGCCGAACGUCCUGGCGUGCCCCCUGAACUCGAACCCGCUGGGGCUGCACGAGGGGGGCCCCCACGCGGCGUGGGAGGCUUUCUCCCACUGCUUCACGCCGGCCGUUCGUGAGGUCAUCGAGUUCGCGCGUGGGGUCCCCGGCUUCCAGGGCCUCUCCCGCCACGACCAGGUCGCCCUGCUCAAGUCCGGCACGUUCGAGGUGCUGAUGGUGCGCUUCGCGUGGCUCUUCGACUCUCGCGAGCGCUGCCUCACCUUCCUGGGGGGCCGGCGGUUCGGCGAGGACGAGCUGAGCGCCAUGGGCAUGGGGGAGCUGCUGGUGGCGAUGUUCGACUUCGGCGAGAAGCUCGAGUCGCUGCGCCUCUCCCCCGAGGAGCUGGGGUUCCUCAUGGCCGUCACGCUCGUCUCCGCAGAUCGGGCGGGCGUGGAGGACACCCGUGCCGUGAGGCGGCUCCACGAGGCGCUGACGCGGGGGCUGGGCGCCCUGCUGACGCGCAACCACGGCAACGACCCGACGCUGCUGUCCCGCACGCUGCUUCGCCUGUCGGACCUGCGCGCCCUCAACGGCAUGCACUCGCGCAAGCUGCUCAGCUUUCGCGUCGACCUGUAGGCGCCCUCGUGCCCCUGCCACCACCACCGCCGCCGCAACCGCCCGCACGCUCCGAGAGGGGCGCCACCGUUGGUUCUCGGUCCCGACUGCACGGCUGCCCGGGCGUUCUCCCGCGGGGCCUGUGAACCUGAGCUUUCAACAGAAGGGCACGCGACUCCGAUGGCCAUCCCUUGCGCAUCCGGAGGCGGUCCCAACGCAGGAAAUGCGAACAGUCAGCGAUGGGUCGAGACCUUCGGUGAACACCACGGGCUCGGUGGCGCGUGUGCGUUGCGCGCGCGCGAGCCACUUGGCCGAGAGGAUGCCGCCAGGGAGGCCGCUCUCCAUUCAGCACCCGCCCCGGAGACACUUGGGGAGGACGUCAUCGCUGCAAGUGCCAUUUCGUGGAUGCUUUUCUGCACAUAGUCGUUCAUCUGUGGCGCUCGGGUGGCGGGUGGAGGGGGGAGGGGUCGGGUUUGUGCAACCGAUUUGCCGCUCGCAGGUUCUGGGGUCGCAGCCGGGCCAGGUGGCACAGUCUCUGGUUCCACCGCUGUGCGUGCACAAAGCCACCCCCGUCGAAGGUUCACUCAGAAUGGCACAGCGAAGCCUCAGACUCAUCACUUCUGGGCUUGCCGAGUGGCCCUGUGGUGUUUUUUUUUUUACCGAAACAAAUAAAAAUAUAUAUAUCUACAGGAGCAGCUGCACGCAGGCAAGAGCGAGAGCAUCGUCUCGUCAUGUUUUCCAGUGACCCCCUGAUGCUGCUCGUCGUCGUUAUGCUUUACAGGAGGAGAUUGUUUUCUCCGCAUCAUUAUGGAACAAGUAGUUUGCCAUCACAGGAAGCUCGUGGUGAACCACGCAUCGAGGAAAGUGACGCCUCAACGGAGAUUUGUACAACAAACAAUAUUUCUCAGCCUGGCGUUUAUUGGCGAGCAGAUGUUGCGAGUGGGAUGCCUGUUCCGACAGGAAUAGACGGAGCGCAACACGGUGAUGAUGCUCGGCGGUGACAGCAUCAUCUUUCUGAAAAAUGGAAAUGGCGCGGCACAACGGACCGUAAAAUUACAACUCGGCACUCCGCUCGUCACUGCGCUCGGCAAUCCGCUCGUCACACUCUUCUCUCUUUGCUUAGAUUAUUCUUGAAGUGCAACAAAACAGCCUCCGGCGUUGGGGAUUAAGAGAGGAGGAAUUGAUCAUUUUAAAAAUCCGCUCCUAAAAUGAUUGAACGAAUACAUUCAAUAUCGCGCAGUUAUUGAGCGUGGACAGCAAAGCACUUUGGAAGUGACCUUGGCUCGCAUGCCCUGAGCACUGGGAAUUCCCACGAUGAACUUGCAGUCAAUGUGGAUAGACGUUCAUUCGUGGGUUGUGCUCUGUCCUGAGGUGUGGAAGGGGCACUCUUGCCGUUUUGAGCAUGCACUGGAGUCCCAUAAUGCACCGGGACUGCAUCGUGUUUGACGUUGCAUUUAUUUAUCAUCUCGUGUGCCACCUCUCAUAAUGAAGCCCAGGCAACCCUUUUUUAUCAUCAUUCCUGGCAAGAUGUUCUUUCCCCAAAAGAGAAGACAGAUUCUGUGGAAUACAGAGCUGUUAUGCGGAUCUUGGAGAGCGCUGUGUUUUUCGCACUUGUUAAAUGCAUUAUGAAUAGUAAUUAGCACGGUUGGCUAUGUACGCUGCGAAAUACGUUCAACAUGGUACAUUAUUUGACAGGACAUCACUACGCUAGAAAAUUGGGCUAACAAAUAAGGUUGCUGGUAUUGGAAUUGUAUCUCGGCAAUGCUGAGUGAUCCCAUAGGAUUGAUAUUCAGCUUUCGCUCCCCCAUGUCCCUUCAGCUUCAAUGCCUUCAAUGCAUUGCGAGGCGGCGGUGGCGCACGCCUGGAAUCCAACACCGUCGAGGCGAGGGUCGGUGCACCGCACAAAACGUUGCGAAGCCUCUUUCAGGUUGGGCAUCGAGGUACCAUACUGUGGCUUGCCAGGAGAAGGCAGCACAACAAAUGUGGACCUCACCUGAUGCGUCCAUAUUGUUGACCCAUAGCACGAGCGGGGGUACUUCGGGUGCCCCCGAUUUCCUCCCACAUAUAAACUCUCAUGAAUUGGCUGAUAACACCUUAAUAUUUCGAGGACCGCAGAGAUUGGGCAAUUGGUGGCGCCCACUUGUCUGUAGUUCGUCGCGUCUCUCCGAGAGUGGGCGGAUACUGUGGGUGUUAGAAGUCGAAAGAAGGGGGUUAUAUCAUCGUCCUUGUGAAUAGGAUGUUGUUACAAAGUGAAAUGCAGUAUCGUACAAACAAUCCUCAACGAACCCACUCUUGUAAAGUAAUGUUAUAUUUAUACCCUGUCGACGUUGACCGAGAGGAUGCCGCCAGGCAGAGGAGCGACUGAAGGAAAGUUGCGUCAUGUUCAUCGACGAGGCUGAUUGGUGCUUGUUCCGGGUUGCAAAUGUUGGACCAAUAGGAGACCUUUGGCCCUUUUCCACGGGCACAUCCAAACCACGCCAGCGCAAGCGCCCCCUUGCGGAAUGCAAGCUUUCUCACUGGUUAUUUGCGCGAGCAGAGUCGGAACCAACCCGUGAAACUCUUGGUCUCACAAGGCAUCUGAAUUUGGCUCGGGGGGGGCAAGCGCAGGCCAGGGGCGAGGUUCCACAGUAGAAAUACAAACCUGGUGCCUGCCGAACCCGGGCCGGGCCAGCGCGGCUCGCUUGUACAAUGGAAAAGAGGUAUUUAAGUCCGCCACACGGGUUUGCAGACCUGUGCGUUUUAUUACAGUAGUUGAGCGGCGAGUUUGAUUUGUUCUAUGACCGAUUGUGUGCCGCCUCGGCUAAAGCUUUGUGAGUGACAAUCUGCCGUUUAAAUUAGGGUCCGUGCUGAGGCGCAAUGAAAUACAUUUAUUUGCAAGUUGAUUUUGGAUGUCGGCUUUCUUUAAAAAGGUAUCCAACAUCCAACCGCUGCUGUCCACCAUUGUGCGGAUGGUUUGUAGCGAAGCACAGCUUGAGAUUCGACAUGCACACGUUGUUACCUUUUAAAAGAGUAAAACAAUUUUUUUUAGCAGUCAUGAAACACAGCCGGGAAUGUUUAGUAUGGGGUGGCUGGGUGGUAGCAUCCACUUAAGGCCCUGCGAGCCCCCUUCGGUAGAGAGCCGGGUCCCGAUGGUAAAUGUGUUUCACAGUAAGCACACGAUUACGGUUCUGUAAUGUACAAAUCAGCUCAGCUGGAGGAUUAUAUAGCCAUUUGCCAUGCUUUGUACAAAAACGUUGUUUGACAUUUCCGGCGACAAAAGCCUCCUUUGUCAUGUUCCACAAUGGUGUUCAAUUUAAUGUACACGUGGAAGAUGCAAUUGCACUUAAAGAGCAACAUUUCAAAGACUCUUGUCUCAAAUUACACACGUGAAGCUGCAUCCCAUUCGCUGCGUCGUCUUAAGGUCACCCUACAAUC